Dermatophagoides farinae (American house dust mite) is the source of this 453-nucleotide messenger RNA. The record is from RefSeq and is a predicted model, not a curated record. Lineage: Eukaryota; Metazoa; Arthropoda; Arachnida; Sarcoptiformes; Pyroglyphidae.
AUGUCAUUAAAGCUGAUCAAAAUUGAUCAACAACAAAAUCAUUCAAAUCAACCAUUACAAAAGAUAAUUAUUAUACCUGAACGAACAUCAUCAACUACUAGUCGUCAACAACAACAACAACAGAAUCAACAUCAACAACAGAAUCAACAUCAACAACAACAACAACAACAACAACAACAACAACGGUCAUCAAGCCGUUGUAGUAGUAGCAAUAAUAGCCUAUUAUUUGGCAAUGAAAUUGGUUAUCCAGAUGCAACAAAAUUAGAUGAUUUUAUCAGCAAUGAUUCCUUUCUACAGAAUCUUAAAGUUCGUUUUUUAAAUAAAAAAAUCUAUACAUGCAUCGAAUCAACUGUGAUAGCAAUCAAUCCAUAUGAAUCACUGCCAUUAUAUUCGGCUGAAGUGAUUGCCGCAUAUGAACAUCAUAACAUAUUGUCACUACCUCCACACAUGUAA